Scophthalmus maximus (turbot) is the source of this 1070-nucleotide messenger RNA. RefSeq names its product zymogen granule membrane protein 16. Bases 102 to 596 code for a protein of 164 amino acids. The record is from RefSeq and is a predicted model, not a curated record. NCBI's taxonomy places the organism in Eukaryota, Metazoa, Chordata, Actinopteri, Pleuronectiformes, Scophthalmidae. The transcript is spliced from 6 exons.
UGCGUGUGUGUGUGUGUGUGCAGUGAGGGAGGGAUAUAAGUGUCCGUGUGACUGUGUGCGGACUGUGUCUGCUCAUCCUUUGCUCCGGCUACUCAGACAGAAUGCUUUCCUUACUGUUCUGUGCUGUGCUCUGCGCCAGCUGCAUGGCAACACCUGCCCUCGAAUACUACUCAUACUCUCGUGCUGUUGGAACUGGUAGUGGUACUUCCUUUUCCACAGUAGGAGUUGGAAGCAUCACAGCGAUCAGGGUCUGGGAGGUCCAAAAUAAUUACAUCGCUGGUAUCCAUCUGCGUUAUGAUUACAUUUGGUCCAAAAUGAUUGGGCGCACAUAUGGAACUGUCAAUGAGCUGAGACUAUUUGAUGGAGAGCGAAUUGUCCAGGUCUCCGGUAAAUACUACAGCUACAUCCAACAGCUGAUAUUUGUGACCUCCAGAGGGCGAACCCUGACUGUCGGCCAGCCUUCUCAGUUCUCCUUCAACUUCUACCCAACCCACCCAGACGCAGAGCUCAAACUGCUGAGCGGCCGCGUUAAUACCGCUGGGAUUACUUCACUGGGAGCUCACUGGGCAGUCAUGAGGAAUGGCACCAGCAUAUAAUGAACAACUGAAAAACUGGGUGAUGAUCUACUAUUGAUUAUUUUCAUUGAAGGAUCAAUCAGUUCUCUGAAAUCUUUCUGUACGGAACAAUGUAACAGUGGGGACAAAAAAGAAUUGAAAUGGUAGCUGCAGUUGAAAUUACAGGACACAACUAAUGUGCACAAAUCAGCCCAAUAUUCUUAUGUGUCACAUGAAGGUGCAUUAAUAAAUAAUUUUCCACUUCAUCUGUAUCCCUUGGGAAGGAAACCUGUAUUUCACUUUUAAUCCAAAUCACACGUAUUUUAAGGAAAGAGGAUUUUAUUUUCUGCACAUUUUUAAUGGUUGAGAAAUUUUUGAAUCAUGUUUAAAUGUUCAAUCUGAGUCAGAUUGCAUUAUGUUGCAUGCAUGAGCAUGAGCACUGAAUACAACAACAUUUUCUGCGAUUGAUUAUUCAUACUUUGUGAAAAACCCAAUUAAAAGCAACUUCAAAAAAUC